AACAUUAGACAGUUGUUACGUUGGACAGGACACUUGGUCAGUUUGAAGACUUUGACUGGAUACAUAGAGUAAUCAUAGAUCUAGAGUAGCUCUGGAACAAACAACGCUUAACAACCGGUUACAUUACAUAAAAACCUCGAGGGGCGACUUCACCGGUGUUAAUUACAGGUGGGAGAGACCCUACCUGGACAGAGAACAAUAUACCUCAUCAGACUCCAUUCCAAUAACAGUCAGUUAACGGUAGCGGGACUAGGAUUAUACUUGCAGGUCAGGAGGAACAUAAACGAUUUCUGAAGUCAAAAGAAUCCGUACCCAGAGGAAAACAGUCAAAUUUAGAGAGGUAGGACCGUAAGAUCGAGCCUUGGUGAAAGUGACAGGUAUAACCGGGGAGUCGUUACACAGGAGUCGUACAGUGUCCUUCAUUUCAGUUCAAUUAGAGUUAAUAAUGGACGAAACAGCUAAGAAAUUCCUGCUUCCGAAGUCAGUCCGGUAAUAUGUGUGAGACAUCAGUAUCCAUAUGAAAUACAACUAGUUGAUGCCAUCCUCACGAACAACAUACAGACACAAUGGGCUGUUCUAAACAUGGCGUCACCAGAAAAUAGCUGCGUUCCACUCCGCCAUUCAAGUCUCCCCGGUAUUGUCCGUCUACCAAAGCGGUACAAAGUAGAAGAGUCCCGAUCACUCGACAGUCGAAAAGGCAGCAUUGAUCAUCGAGGGGCGGACAGGAUAGCUGAAAGACUCUCAGAUCUCAACCAGGCUUUACUGUGGAUUAAACAAGAAUUGAUUUUACUUCGUCAGCAUGACAUUCUCCUAAAACGUCAGUUCUGUGACAUACACGACACCAUUGUGUCUUUGAACAAAGCCAAACGAAGGGCUGGCUUCCGGGAGAAACAAACACUAACUAGCUCCAAUACGAGUCUCCAAUCCAACACAAGUUUUCAAUCCAACACGAGUAUUGACAUUACGCUGGAUCUGGAAAACUAUGGCGUCAGAAGUGCAAACAGCGUUACUUUGUUAAAUGAAGAGGAAUCAGAAGACGAAGAUGAAAUAGAGGAGUUCCGGCCUCGAACUUGUUCAAUGAAAACAACGCGAGACCUGACUGCUCUCGCAAGGAGACGCGGCAGUAAGGAACUAAUAUGACGGAUAUGUCAUAACCUACCUUAUGAAUAAGUCGUUGUGAUCAAAACGUCAAGAUGGCGGACACUUUCGAACGUCGACGGUUGAUGAAUACUGCGCCUUUGCAUGAAUAACAUAUAUUCUUAUUGAUAUAUUAUGAAGUAGGAGUCUGUGAGAAUUAUGUAAGCGUGACCACUAUUCCGGGAUGACGUAUACGGUAUCAAAGGUUCCAUUACGUUCCUAAGUACAGGAGAUAACACCAACCUGAUCUGAUUGGUUUCAGAGAGUUUCAGAUGGAUGUAGAGGGUGACCACUAAUAUCACUAUUCAUUAGCACAAAAGAAUAAAUGGGAUUGCAUUUUAUUGUUAUUGAUGAUGUUUACUCGAACGCUUGUAGCAGUCAUAUACAAAUGCGGACAUAUGGCAGCUUAAUGACGUAUUAACUUUUCAUAUAACAUGUGACGCAACUCAAAGAGUGCACAGUUUUUUCUGAGGAAUAAACUUGUUUUGUUUGUUGUU
Molecule: messenger RNA, 1634 nt
Organism: Pecten maximus
Lineage: Eukaryota; Metazoa; Mollusca; Bivalvia; Pectinida; Pectinidae
Exons: 5
Coding region: 583-1140 (185 amino acids)
Source: RefSeq, a predicted model, not a curated record